AUGAUUUAGCCGCUCUUUGUGACAGUUCUGGUAAACCCUACUUCUAUUGAACUUUUAGAUAAGGAGGAAUAAAAGUUGCUUCAUGAUAACCUCGUCUUUGAUGCUCAUUUUGACGAAAGGAAACCAUUGAACACGUAAUUUCUGGGAUAUAAAAUGAUAAAAGCGCAAUAAAAUGAAGCUUUUAAUCCUGAUUUCUUCCUUCACUAUAAUACAAUAUUCAAUACAAAUAGCAUUGCCAUUGAUGAACAGAUCGAUUGGCUAUCCAAAGAGCUAUCCCUAGUGAAAUAACAAUCAAAAAAGUAUACUUCCCAAUUAAAGAAUAAUAUGCAAGCCUCUUAAUUAGAGGAGGGCUAAAAGGAUUUAUACGUCAAGGCUAGGAUUGACGGUGUCAGACAAACCUAGAUAGAAAGCUUGAUUUCAUUAGAAACUAAAUAGAUUGCUGAGUCAAUACAGCGAAUUAAGGCCACAAGAAAUCUCGGCUUUUAAUAGGUUUAAUAACCUUAUCUAUUCAGAAAACAAAGGUUUGAAAAGUUAAAGAUCCCUCAAAAUAUUAUAGGACGUGCAUACCUAUUAGAGUUUGACCCCUCGUUUAAAAUGGACGAUCAAUGGGUCACGGAUGUGUAGCUGCACUACCUAAAUAUACUGAGAGAUGAGAUGACUCUCUCUAUCAGACAGUUCACUCAGAAUAAAAUAAAAAAGCUAAUAAGAAUUCAAGAGUAAGAUGUGAAGAGAAGAUAAAUAAGAUAAUAAAUAUUUGAAGAGGAGCAAAUGGGAUUUUGUCAUCAUUGUAAGUAGUCUAAGACUACUUAUAUCAUGGCUAAGUGUAAUUAUAAGAGUUAAGUUCAUGGACUGCUUUUACCCUAUCACCAAGAGAUAAAUUGCAUAUCCGUUCCAAACGUUGAGCCUCACAACACAGAACUUGUGAAUCAUUUUAUUCUGAAUAAAACUAUAUUGGAUAAGAAAAAGAAGAAGCAGUACUAAGACUAGGUUGAAAAUGUAUGUGAUAAAUAAUUCUGCUCAUUCUGCCUAAAAAACUAUUAUGAGAUAUUUUUACCUGAUGCCCAGAGUGAUAAGGACUGGGUUUGUCCUUAUUGCAAGGGCCACUGCUUUUGCUCAAGAUGUAUCAGGCAAGAACAACUUACUAGGGUAAGAGGUCUCUUGAUAUCAAAUAGCAUUAAAGACAUUCAGAAAUAUCAGAGACAACCCUCCAAAGUAUUAGAACAGUUAGUCAAAUAAAACAAUUUCAUAGAUAAUAGAAUCAAGCAUAACUUUGAAAGGAUUGUAAGAACCUGCAAAAUUUCCCCAUUAGCUGUGAAAGGAACCGCAGAAGACAUAAAAAUUCUCAAUCAGCCGCUGUUUUUAGAACAACUGACGCACGAGGAUCCUAUAAAUUAUAUAUUUCACAAUUAACCAAUUAAAACUAUUAACGUGCCUAAAACAAGGAGUUAAUAGGAUUUGAGACUGGAAACCAAAGUUAAAAAGAUGUAUGACUAGAUGACUCAGGAAGAGAGAGAAAAAACAGAUCAAGCGCUUCAAAAGUCUUAGAAAUUUAUAGAUUAAAUUCUUCAAACUCAAAAAGCCAAGAAAAGAGACGUUAAACUAAUAAAGAAGGUCUCUUCACAUGGAAGUGUAAAUAAGAGAGUCUUAAAUGACAUAACGCUCUAGAAAUUGAACCUAUCACCUAAACUCAAUCCCCCAAGUCUAAUGUCAUCAGCCCAUAGUAAUUCUACAGCAGAUUCAGUAGAAUUAGCUAAAAAAUCUAGUGAAUUAGAUCAACAGAUUCCUUAAAGAAAACCCAGAUCUUAUGCCAACAAACCCAAGAAUAAAUCAAAAUAAAUAAAAAAAGAAAAGAAGCUGGACAUAAAUAAAAAACAUACCUAGAAAAAAUAGAAAUGUCUCAAGGGAAAGGCUAAAGGAUAGAACAAAAGAGUAAGGACUUGA
Molecule: messenger RNA, 1941 nt
Organism: Stylonychia lemnae
Lineage: Eukaryota; Ciliophora; Spirotrichea; Sporadotrichida; Oxytrichidae
Source: the annotation of a GenBank genome assembly